Molecule: messenger RNA, 957 nt
Organism: Alosa sapidissima (American shad)
Lineage: Eukaryota; Metazoa; Chordata; Actinopteri; Clupeiformes; Clupeidae
Product: E3 ubiquitin/ISG15 ligase TRIM25-like
Exons: 4
Coding region: 91-753 (220 amino acids)
Molecular function (GO): zinc ion binding
Source: RefSeq, a predicted model, not a curated record
UAUUUAACACCCUCCCACUUCUUCUGGUGAAACAAAACCUUUCUAAUGUUCCUUGCAGGCAGGAGUUGUGGGUGUCUCUGAGAGGGGAAAAUGGCUAGUGCUUCAGUGUUGGAGGAGUUAAGCUGUUCUAUAUGUCUGGAUCUAAUGAAGGACCCGGUGACUGUUUCCUGUGGACACAGUUUCUGUUUGAACUGCAUUACAGGCUGCUGGGAUCAAGAAGACCAGAAGGGUGUUUACAGCUGCCCCCAGUGCAGACAGACCUUCACUCCAAGACCUGUUCUACGCAGAAACACAAUGCUGACUGAAGUUAUAGAGAAGCUGAAGAAGCCCGAACUCCAAUCUGAUAUCAAAGUUUCUUCUAAUGCUAAACCAGGUGAUGUGGAGUGUGAUUUCUGCACUGGGAGAAAACAUAAAGCCAUCAAGUCGUGUCUAACAUGUCUGGUUUCCUAUUGUGAGGUUCAUAUUCAGCCUCACUAUGAAGUGCCUCGCUUUAGCAAGCACAAACUGGUGAAUGCCACCUCACAGCUACAGGAGAAGAUCUGUUCUCAGCAUGACAGGAUCAUUGAGGUGUUUUGUCGCACGGAUCACAAGUUGAUCUGUAUGAUGUGUUCUAUGGAUGAUCAUAAUGGACAUAAAACAGUCUCAGCAGCAGCAGAACGGACUGAGAAGCAGGUUCCUGUUCUGCAGCAGCUAAAAGACAAAGAUUACACCCCAAUAGAGUCAGAAAUCAUUGUUGAAGAUGAAGGGGAAUAACCAGAAGCAACUCCGUCAGAAGGAGAAGGAGAUGGAGGAGAUCAAACAGGCUCUGGAGACUGUGCAGGCCUCUGCACAGGCAGCUGUUGAGGACGCUAAGAGGAUCUUCACUGAGCUGAUCAGCUUCAUGGAGCAAAAGCGCUCUGAGGUGACCGAGUCGAUCAGAGCUCAGGAGAGGGCAGAGGUGAGUCGAGCUGAAGGACU